Messenger RNA from Cheilinus undulatus (humphead wrasse), 5321 nucleotides. RefSeq names its product solute carrier family 35 member E4 (gene slc35e4). Lineage: Eukaryota; Metazoa; Chordata; Actinopteri; Labriformes; Labridae. Bases 154 to 1314 code for a protein of 386 amino acids. The record is from RefSeq and is a predicted model, not a curated record. The transcript is spliced from 2 exons. Gene Ontology annotation, molecular function: antiporter activity. Gene Ontology annotation, cellular component: Golgi apparatus.
GGCGCUGAAAAUACAGGUUUUCGAAAAAACAAAGACCGGCGAGCACCAGAAGGGAGGGAAACUGCUGUGUAGCCGAUUGUUUGACGAUCUUUUCACUUAGACUGACUGGUUCGGUUAUGCUUUGCGAAUGGAAAUGAAAGACAAGGACUCAACAUGUGUUUCCCUUUCAGAGAGGACAAUGAUACGAACAUGAUCAGCGCCGAUGGCUUCUCUAAAUACGAGGCGACCCUGCAAGACAGAGGCAGGAGGAGGCCACCUGCAGAGAUGCUCCAUCUGCUGUCAGCUGUUAUUGUCUGGCUGGUGACUGGGACCACCAUCUCCAGCCUUAACAAAUGGAUAUUUGCCGUUUACAACUUCAGGUAUCCUCUGCUGCUGUCUGCACUGCACAUGCUGACAGCCAUAGUGGUGGACUAUGGGCUGAUCAAACUGCGGGUGAUACGGCACAGAGGACCCGGAGAGCAGGACUUGACCCCCAGCGCAAAAUGUAAGGUGUUCAUGUUGAGUCUUACAUUUUGUGCCAGUAUCGCCUUCGGGAACAUGGGUCUGAACUAUGUCCAGCUUUCAUUUGCACAAAUGAUCUACACCACCACACCACUCUUCACUCUGGCCAUCUCAGCGCUCAUCCUGGGCAAGCAGCAUCACAUCAUCAAAUACACAGCCAUGAUGCCAAUCUGCCUGGGAGCUUCCUUUAGCAUCAUGGGGGAGGUCCAGUUUGAUCAGACUGGAUGCUUCUUUGUGUUUGCAGCGACCAUGCUGAGAGGUGUCAAGUCCAUACAGCAGAGUAUCUUACUACAGGAGGAGAAGAUAAACUCUGUGUUCCUGCUCUACCUGAUGUCCAUUCCUAGCUUCUGCAUCCUGAUCGUGGCAGCUCUGGCUUUAGAGAACUGGGCUAUGCUGGAGUCGCCGCUGCAUUACGACCGCCACCUCUGGGUCUUUAUCCUGCUCAGCUGCCUGGGCUCAGUCAUGUACAACCUGGCCAGCUGCUGCGUCAUCACACUGACCUCGGCCGUCACUCUGCACAUCCUUGGCAACCUGAGCGUGGUGGGAAACCUGCUGCUGUCACAGCUGCUGUUCGGCAGCGAGCUGUCUACGCUCAGCUGCGCAGGCGCGGUGCUGACUCUGUCUGGCAUGCUUAUCUAUCAGAACUCAGAGUUUAUCGUGAGCUUCCUGGAUGCACGCAGGGCCAAAGCUAAAGAGUCUGCACACGUGGAUUUUCACACAGGAAGUGGAGAGGACUUGGACAAAGGUUGUGCGUCUGAAACGACAUAUCAUCAGCAGAGAACGGACAAAAAAGAAGAUGAAAAGAUUGACUGAAUUGAGAGGAUGAAGGAGAGAAAAGAUUAAAGGUUAAAAUGAUAAAGUGUCUUGUGCUGAAGCAGACAGGAGUGUGGCCGUCAUCACUGAUGAUCUUACAGAUUAUUUUACCUCCUUAGUGUGCCAUUUUAUUUCCCUGAGGUCACAGAAAUUGAGUCUAGAGAGAAAAAGGUUGCCUUUAUUUGUGAGUGUGACGGUUGGAUUCUCUCCUUCGUCUGUAGACCCGUCAUACAAGCUAGCCUUUAGCGAUAUAUGCAUGCAUGAGCACACUUAACUGUUUGGUACCUUAUGAGGUAUUCACACUGACACUCAUACUACUCCACUGUGAAAACGUUCUCAUUUACAGAGGGCUCUAAUUGCUGUUUGGGUGGCUGUUGUGGAUAUUUUAGGCUGCAGGGAGCCUCAAAUCUGAACAGGCACACUUUGUAUAAUAGAGAUACUUAAAUGAUACUGUUACCUGAUACUGACCUGGCCCUGUCACGGUGACAGACAGGGUUUUUGGCAGCUUAUUUUUGCUAUGUGAAGCAGGAAGUUAGAGUUACAGUGAUAGACAUUUCUGUGCAAUGAGACGCCUCUUUUCCUCAACUGAAGCACAUUUUAAUAAGAGGCCUGAGCUCUGUGUUGUUGUCCUUCCUUUUGAACCUCAGCGUGGCUUCCCACUUAAAGGCCUAGAUUUUUGUUCUCAUCACAGCUUGAAAAAAAGAUGCUCUCUGUAGAAUAAGUCCAAUUAUUUCCAUCCUUCACAACGGCGCGCUCACUGCAGCGUACCUUCAUAAUUAGGUUCACGAGUUCUCUAAGGAGGGACACUCAACUUUAGCCAUCUUUUCCCCAUGGAAGAGACUAGAAAAUGAAGAUUGAGCUCUCCUUUAAUCCAAACCAAUGUCAUCCGUGACAUUGGUUUGGAUUUUAGUUUGUUCUGAUUUUUCUGGGUGGCAUUUUAAAGAGUUAUCUUGAGCAUCUGACUCCUGCUGGGCAGUGUUCAAGUUUAUUUUCAAUCAGUAUUUGGAAAGCAUUCUAAUGAUUUAUUUUGAAACUAAAUAUAUUUUAUCCCCCUUUCUGAUAUUUAUGCAAAAAAAGUAUUUAUUUUUUAAUGGACAUAACAGUCACUGGCUUUGUUGAGCUGUAGAUUUUGUUCCUGAAUGUCUUGCACCUGCACACGUUACAUGAGUCACAACCAGUUUCUCCUGUCCUUUCUCUUGGGGAAAAGUUUGGUUUAAAGCAGACGCCUGCUUUCAGCAGUCUGAAUAAAUCAGGGUGUCUGCUAGCAACAGAUCGUACACUCCCUCCUACAUGUGUGGUAUGCCAAGUGUUUGCUUUGAAAGCUUGUCUUCUGGUCAGGUGUGGUUCUGUCAGUUGCAGAAAUGAUAUUACUCAUCUCCACUUUGAGCUCUUGCAGAUGACAAAGCCAUACAUUACAUACCUGCCACAUAUGAAACCUUAUUGCCAUAAAAAUACCUGCUUAAGAAGAUUUCACUUAAUGUUUCACUGAUUUAAUAUUCCAAUGGUGCCAUCAUUCAUGUUUUUGUCUUGAGCAUCAUAAAUGAAUAUUGAAUGCAUUUUUAUUAAUUCAGGGUUUAGAAUUAACACUUCUGUUUCAGCUGUCUUCAGCUACAAGUUUGAAGAUCAUGUGCAGAUUUUUUUUUCUUGUUUUACAUUUUUUGGAUGCCUCAGCUGUCAAGUAGGACUUGGUAUGCCCUCUAGUUUAUGAAUUGUUUACUGUAAUUUUGAUUUUAAACAGUUUCUAACGUCCACAUAGCAUUGCAGCAUGUGAAUGACAGAUUUUAAUAAUGUGUUCAGUCAAUAAGAAUAAUCUACAGAAGCCCUAAGCAGACACAUCAAUACAUUUUAUAUGACUCAGUUAACCUUUGAUAGUGACUAAAUUUUUGUUGUUUCCUUGUGAUCUCAACUUCUUUAUCAUCUUUAGAUAGCAGCACUUGCCUUCUGGUGAUAAUUAGUCAAAUUUUUAAGAUGUAGAUCACAUGAAAGUUAGUUGUGUUAUCUAAACAGAGCCAGAUAAAUAUGUUGGGAUCUUGAGGAAACAACUGAAAUUUACUCGUUGUCAAAGGAAACAGAGUAAGAAACAAAAUGUUUGUAUGUUUGUCCCUUUAGGGCUUCUGUAAUAUCCAAUCACUGAUGUCAGCGUGUUUUAUCUCAGUUUAAGUUAGGGAUGCACGAUACAGGAUUUUUGCUGAUAUAUGAUAUGCCUGUAUUUACAAAUUGAUUUUAGCCAUUAACAAUAUUAGUGCGGAUAUGUAAAUAUAAAUCAGAUCUAAAACUUCAGUCCUUAAAACAUAUCUGAAGAUUUAAGGAAUUAUAAUGAACAAGGAAAAACACGAGCUAAUGUGUGUUCGUCGAUCAUACCUAAAAGCCAACACAAACUUUUGUACAAAUGGCUGAUAUUUACAUCCAACAUAGGCCCAUAUUUACAGCUGAUUAAUGCUGAAAUUUGAAGCAAAUAUGGGCUGAUAUUUAUAGCUGAUGUAGGCUGAUGUUUACUGCUUAAAUAGGCCAAUAUUUAUGGCUGUUUAUGGCCGGACAUUUACAGCUGAUUUAGACUAAUAUUCACAGCAGAAACAGGCCAAUAGUUACAGCUGGUACAGGCUGAUAUUUACAGCUGGUUUAGGUCUGUAAUAGAAUGAUAUUUGCAGCUGAAAUAAGAUCAUACUUGCUCUUGAUAUUGACAGAUAUUGAAACUGACAUGUGCCCAUAUUUACAGCAGAAAAUGGCUGAUUUUGACAGCUGAUAUAGGCUAAUCAUUAUCAAGGUUGAUAAAGACUAAUAUCUACUGCUUUUAUAGGCCAGUAUUUUCAGCUGAUAUAGGCUGAUAUUUGCUUUCAGGAUUGGUCGAUAUAGUUCACUUGAGCUAAUUUUCAAAGCUGGCAAAGACUGUCAUUUACAACUUUUUGGACAAUAUUCAAGGGCAAUAUAUGCUAAUAUUUACAGCCAAUGUAGGUCAAUAUUUACAGCAUAAAAAGGCGAAAUUUUCAGCUGACAUAGGCUUAUAUUUGCUUUCAAUGUGUGCCUGUAUUUUAAGUUGAUAUAGGCCAAUAUUCACAGCCCAUAGUUGUUAUAUGCUGACAUUUUCAACUGAUUAAGGCUGAUAUUUACAGCUCAUAUUGGCCAUUAUAUACAGCAGAAAAUUGCUGAUAUUUAAGACCGAUACAGGCCCGUAUUUACAGUUCCUAUAGGCUAAUUUUUAAAGUUUAGAAAGGCUGCUAUUUACAGCCUGUAUAGGACAAUAUUCAAAGGCAAUAUUGGUGGGUAUUUACAGCUGAUACAGGACAGCAUUUACAGCUGGUAUCGACUGAUAUUUGCCAAUAUUUAAAACUGAUUUAGGUUGAUAUUUACACUAAUUUUCAAAGCUAAUAAAGCCUGAUAUUUCCAGCUGAUAUAGGUUUAUAUUUACAGUUCAUAUAGGCUAAUUUUCAAAGCUAAUAAAGCCUGAUAUGUCCAGCUGAUAUAGGUUGAUAUUGAAGGUCAGUGUAUCAGUUGUAAAUAUUGUUUAAAAAGUUUCAUAUCUGCCCAUACUAAUGAUAAACUUUCUAAUUUAAUAUCUGCUGAUACCUAUAUCUUGCAAUAAUAUCGUGCAUCCCUAGUUUAAGUUGUAAGGUUUCGCUGCAGAUUAUGGUCUUUAGGUUAAGCGACAGUUGCACUGACGGGGUACAAAAAAGCACCACCGUCAUACAUGUACAUACUGGUUGUGAUUGUUUGCAAAGCUAGUCGGUUGUAAAUAUUUUAUUAUAUUUAUGUAUUUCAUAGUCAUAUAUGGUUUAAACUGUGCUGGUUUAAGAAUGAAACGUUUGCCUCAUGCCUUAUUUGGACAUACUGUAUAAAGGAGUGAACUGAUCUAUCAUCUUCACAUGUUUUGGUUUAUACUGACAGUCAACAGCCACAGAGCUUCUGUUUAAGGGGAAAUACAAGAACAAGUCAUGUACACGUGAUCUGCAACUGCUUGAAUUAAAAAAAAAGACAACAGAUUCAUAAACAAUAAAAAACAAACAACCUCA